Messenger RNA from Oncorhynchus masou masou (cherry salmon), 3435 nucleotides. RefSeq names its product cytokine receptor-like factor 1. Gene Ontology annotation, cellular component: external side of plasma membrane; signaling receptor complex; CRLF-CLCF1 complex. The coding region runs from base 255 to 1421 and encodes 388 amino acids. Gene Ontology annotation, biological process: positive regulation of tyrosine phosphorylation of STAT protein; cytokine-mediated signaling pathway. The transcript is spliced from 8 exons. The record is from RefSeq and is a predicted model, not a curated record. Gene Ontology annotation, molecular function: cytokine receptor activity; cytokine binding. Lineage: Eukaryota; Metazoa; Chordata; Actinopteri; Salmoniformes; Salmonidae.
CAAACCCUCACUAAACCCUUAGGUUACUUUCAUACAACCACUGUUUAUAAACUCAUCCGCACUUUUAGCCUACACACGGAGAUCUGACGUUCUUCGUUGGAAUUAGACUGUUGAUUCAACGUUGUUGGAGAGCUGGGUUUCAAUUACUGCAUUUUCUCCCGCAAGAUUGUGUUUGAACCUUUACUGUUCCCGAACCCACAAGUCUUGGAGCCAGAACGUAGGAGGGAAAGGACAAGAAAAGGGCUAUCUGAAACAUGCUCUCCUUGUUGUGCCUCAUGCUGUUUGUUCCACGUGUGUUCUCCUCAUCGACACCAGUGGCUGGAAUCUUCCCCCAGGACCCGGCGUUGCGGAUGGGCUCCAGCCUGACGGCCACGUGCACAGUGAGCCCCGAGCGGGGGCUGCAUGCCAACACUAUGUACUGGACCAUGAACGGGAAGAGACUCCCUAGUAGCACGUACGACCUGCUGAGCCCCAACUGCCUCAGUGUCACUCUGCACCACCUCAAUGGCUCCCAGCAACAGUCCGGGGACAACCUGGUGUGUCACAGCGGAGAUGGACAUGUCCUGGCUGGCUCCUGUCUCUACGUGGGCAUGCCCCCGGAGAAGCCGGUCAACCUAACCUGCUGGUCCCGAAACACAAAGGACCUGAGCUGCAAGUGGACCCCUGGGGGUCGGGGCGAAACCUUCAUCAAAACCAAAUACACCCUCAAGUACAAAUUGAGGUGGUACGGGCGAGAGAGGGAAUGUGAGGACUACAGCAUGGGGCAACGCUACACGUGUUAUAUCCCCCGGGACUUGGCCCUCUUUACUCCCUACGAGAUCUGGGUGGAGGCGUCCAAUCAGCUGGGGACUGCCACCUCUGAUGUCAUCACUCUGGAUAUCCUGGAUGUGGUGACCACAGACCCUCCAGACAAUGUCCAUGUGAGUCGUGUGGGGGAGCUUGAGGACCAGCUGACAGUGCAUUGGGGCAGCCCCCCAGCACUCAAAGACUUCCUCUUCCAGGCCAAAUACCAGAUACGCUACCGACUGGAGGACAGCACUGAAUGGAAGGUGGUGGACGAUGUCGGUAACCAGACAUCGUGCCGGCUAGCGGGGCUUAGGGCAGGGACGGUGUACUUUGUCCAGGUGAGGUGCAACCCAGUGGGGAUCUACGGCUCCAGGAAGGCUGGGAUUUGGAGUGACUGGAGCCACCCUUCAGCUGCCUCCACACCCCACAGUGAGCGGCUGCAGACUGGGUCAUGUGAGCCCAAGCCAGGCGAUCAGAACUCCACCCUGCGACGGGAGCUCAAGCAGUUCUUUGGCUGGGUUCGCAAACACGCCUAUGGCUGCAGCGGCAUGUCAAUCAAACUCUACGACCAGUGGCGGGUGUGGCUGCAGAAAUCGCAUAAAACGCGCAACCAGGUAGAUUCUAUAAGGCGAUAAAUCAUAACACAUCCUAAAACAUCAUUGAAAUAUUUAAGCAACAUUCACAACAGCAACUGAGAAACUGUCAGAAGGCCACUUUGAGGCCUCUCGGUGAAAGCGAUCCAACACUGGAUAUUCCAGCAUUUGGUCACACACAACAACUCUUCUUUGUAGGAAUCCAUGUGGAACAGAAAAAGAACUGAUGCAAGACGCCAGCGUGUUACAUUGCUGUCUGCAGCCCUGGAUUAAAAUAGAGUGGAAUCCCAUCUCUAAGAACUUCUCCUCUCCAUCCCCUCCUCUCCACACAAACACACUCUUACACUCACAUCUCCUGGGAGUGCCAAAGUGGAGAGCCUUUUUCUGAGCACAUUUCAGACCAUCGCUGAGUGGGAGCAUGGAAAAGUUUCUUAAUGCAACAUUAGUAUGUGCUCGACUCAGAUGGCCAUAAAUCAUUUUACAGACUACUGUCAGAUCAGACACAUAGUGGCCACCAUCACAGGCUUUUACCCCAGACAAGGGCAUUAUGCAAUAUUGCUGGAAUGUCAUAUACAAUAAAGAACUUCACCAAUUCAGCUCCUGUUCUGGAAACUCAAUCACAGAACAUGUCAGAAUUCAAUAAGAUUAAGUUAUUUUCAUAAUGUAUUUCCAUUCUAACAACUUUAAUAGCCACACAGUUGUCUAAGCCACACUAUAUAUAAACAAAAGUAUGUGGACACCCUUUCAAAUGUGUGGAUUUGGAUAUUUCAGCCACACAGGUAUUAAAUGGAGCACACUGCCAUGCAAUCUCCACAGACAAACAUUGUCAGUAGAAUUGCCUUAGUGAAGAGCUGACUUUCAAAGUGGCACCUUUCAUUUGGUCAAAUUUCUGCCCUGCUAGAGCUUCCCCGGUCAAUUGUAAGUGCUGUUAUUGUGACGUGGAAACAUCUAGGAGCAACAACAUCUCAGGUGCAAAGUGGUAGGACACACAAGCUCACAGAACAGGACCACCGAGUGCUGAAGUGGGUAGCACGUUAAAAAAAAUUGUCUGUCCACUACAGAGUUCCAAACUACAUCUGGAAGCAACGUCAGCACAAGAUCUGGCCGUUGGGAGCAUCAUGAAAUGGGUUUCCAUAGCCGAGCAGCCGCACACAAGCCUGAGAUCACCAUGCGCAAUGCCAAGUGUCGGCUGGAGUGGUGGAAAGCUCACCGCCAUUAGACUCUGGAGCAGUGGAAACGAAUCCUCUGGAGUGAUGUAUCACGUGUCACCAUCUGGCAAUCCGACUGGGUUUGGGUUCGGCGGAUGCCAGGAAAACGCUACCUGCUCCAAUGCAUAGUGCCAAUUGUAAAGUUAAGUAGAGGAAUAAUGGUCUGGGGCUGUUUUUCAUGGUUCAGUCCCUUUAGUUUCAGUGAAGGGAAAUCUUAGCACUAGAGCAUACAAUGACAAUCUAGACAAUUCUGUGCUUCCAACUUUGUGGUAACAGUUUGGGGAAGGCCCUUUCCUGUUCAGCAAGACAAUUCCUUUGUGCACAAAACAAGGUCCGGAUUGAACCAAGUCCCCGAAGCAAUGUUCCAACAUCUAGUGGAAAGCCUUCCCAGAAGAGUGGAGGCUGUUAUAGCAGCAGAGGAGGGGGACCAACUCCAUAUUCAUUUACACGAUUUUAGAAUUAAAUAUUUGACAAGGUGUCCACAUACUUUUGGUCAUGUAGUGUAUGCAUUAAUGAAUGUAAUUGCAUAGGUCUUUACAAAAACUUGGUUGGUAUGCUCAUGCACCAUUUUGUAGAUUGGCUGGUGUAUACAGUCACAGCAAUUGAACUUCAGAUAUUUCUGCAGUUUGUUGGUCAUAUGGAAGUGUUCUGGUUCUUUGGGUUUGUACUACUCUGGAUUCCUUUUGUUGAAAUAAGUGGCAUAAAUGUUUAAGUGUAUAUACUGUGUCUGAGUGACUGUGCAGAUGAGGACAUUUUUAUAUUGCUUAUAUUUUUGUAUAUGAAUAUUUAAGAAAUUCAAAUUAAUAAUUUCUCUCAUUAAGUUAUGUUCAGUUAUCAAUGAUAAAUAU